CCGCGCGUCUGUGAUUCGGCUGAAGAACUGUUUUAAUCGUAAUUCAUUUAAACUGUUUAAACCGAUGCAAGUGAUUUAGUGCAUUGCGUAGUUUUACACAGUGUUGCCAGAUGUUGGUUCUUAAAGAGGAGAGUGAAGAUGUGAAGAUUGAAGACACUUUCAGAGUCAAACAAGAAGAUACUGAGGAACAAACAGACCCGAUGCCACUGAAAGAGGAGAGUCGCGAACUGGAUGAAAUAGAAGAGAGAUGUCAGCAUGAGAAACGUCAUGCUUUCGUAACUGAAGAAAACUCUAUUAGCUGCUCACAGACUGAACAGACCACAGUUCAGAAGACUGAGACUGGAAGUAAAUUCACUUGUCAACAGUGUGGAAGGAGUUUCGCUGCAAAAGGAAACCUUAAAGUCCACAUGAGAGUUCACACUGGAGAGAGACCUUACUCGUGCGCUCAGUGCGGAACGAGUUUCACACGCAAAGGAAGCCUUAAUGCACACAUGAGAACACACCCCGGAGAAAGCCCUUACAUCUGCAAACUAUGUGAGAAGAGCUUCUCACGGAAAGAAAGUCUUAAAGCCCACAUGAGACGUCACGCCGGAGUCAAGCCGUUUACAUGCGUUCAGUGUGGAAAUAACUUCACGCGCAAAGAAUCGCUUAAGUACCACAUGAGGAUUCACACGAGAGAGAAGCGUUUUAAGUGUCGUCAGUGUGGGACGAGUUUCAGCGACAAAAAUCACCUUAAGGAUCAUGUGAUGACUCACGCUGGAGAGACGCCGUUCAUGUGCGAUCACUGCGGAAAGACUUGCUCAAACAAAGCAAACCUCGAAAUUCACAGGAGAAUUCACACCGGAGAGAAGCCCUUCACCUGCCCUCAGUGUGGAAAGAGCUUCACAGCCAAAGGAAACCUUCAGACUCACAUACGGAUUCACACCGGAGAGAAGCCUUACACGUGCGCUCGGUGUGAGAAGAGCUUCACAUAUCAGAGAGACCUGAAACGUCAUGUGCAAGCUCACUCUGGACAGAAAGUCGAGGAUUCUGAGUGUUACGGGAAGGUUAGGAAAAAUCACCUGCGCGCUCACUCCGGAGGAAGCCCGUUUAACUGUGCGCUGUGUAAUAAAAACUUUCUUUUGCCAACACACUUGCGGAUACACCUGAGAAGACAUGCAUACGCGAGACCUUAUUUUUGUUCUUUGUGUGGAAAGAGUUUUAGAUGGCUUGGUAGCUUAAAAUGGCACCAGAAAGUAUGCAUCUGUGCAAAGUUAAUUUUGAUUGUGUAGAGGCGUUUGCUACAACUCUGAUUCCGUGUAAUACCUCAGAGUCUAAAUAUUAGACGAACACAGCCCCAUCUUGCUGUGAAAUCCCGCAAUGUAGAUUAUUUACUGUAAAU
Molecule: messenger RNA, 1381 nt
Organism: Sinocyclocheilus rhinocerous
Lineage: Eukaryota; Metazoa; Chordata; Actinopteri; Cypriniformes; Cyprinidae
Product: gastrula zinc finger protein XlCGF8.2DB-like
Exons: 3
Coding region: 111-1271 (386 amino acids)
Biological process (GO): regulation of DNA-templated transcription
Molecular function (GO): RNA polymerase II cis-regulatory region sequence-specific DNA binding; DNA-binding transcription factor activity, RNA polymerase II-specific
Source: RefSeq, a predicted model, not a curated record